This is a messenger RNA of Fulvia fulva, 507 nucleotides long. RefSeq lists its product as uncharacterized. The transcript has a single exon. The coding region runs from base 1 to 507 and encodes 168 amino acids. The record is from RefSeq and is a predicted model, not a curated record. Lineage: Eukaryota; Fungi; Ascomycota; Dothideomycetes; Mycosphaerellales; Mycosphaerellaceae.
AUGGACGCCCACGCCGUAACGCCGCCACUAUCACCGGCCACUCCCCAACCUCAGCAGCCACAUACUAUGCCACCUCUCCUCGUGAGGCAGACUCGCGACAUGCUCGCAGGAGCAGCAAAGGAGCGCAUCCAGAUCAUGCGUGAGUGGCAGCUCGCGAAGAGUGUGAAGGCGGAAGACCUUGCAACAGCUCUGGAAGCUGACCUGACAGCAAAUGGCGAGACUAAAGCAGAGCUUGAGGAUCUUCUGAUCCUUCACAGCCAGCAGAAGCUCGAUCCUUACGAUCCUCGACCAAGCAAGAUCGCGGCCGCGUACAAGAUGGCAGGUCUUGAUGAGGUAGGUGAGCAGUGGGUAGGCUGGAGACCACCAAUCGAGUUCUGGGGAGAUUGGGAUGGUCCGUCGGUUGACUGGAGCGGUGCCACUGUGGACUGGCACAAGUCAGGCGAUCGCAGCAAAGACGAAGAGCAGAGUGUAGGUCCGAGAGGUGAGACUCCUUGGUAUUAUUACUAA